Molecule: messenger RNA, 1467 nt
Organism: Salvia hispanica
Lineage: Eukaryota; Viridiplantae; Streptophyta; Magnoliopsida; Lamiales; Lamiaceae
Source: RefSeq, a predicted model, not a curated record
CUCCCUUUGAAACAAACACACACUUGUUUCGCUCUGCAAAUACCACCACCAUUACUCUCUCCUUUUUCCCCAAAUCAGAGAUUCAAAAUGUUUAUCGAGAGCUUCAAAGUCGACAGCCCCAACGUGAAUUACACAGACACUGAGAUUCACUCUGUCUACAGCUACGACACCACCGAGCUCGUUCACGAGAACAAAAAUGGCUCCUACCAGUGGACCGUCAAGCCCAAAACUGUUCAAUACGAGUUCAAAACCGACGCUCGUGUCCCUAAAUUAGGGGUUAUGCUUGUUGGGUGGGGAGGGAACAACGGCUCAACUCUGACUGCUGGCGUCAUCGCUAAUCGCGAGGGGAUUUCGUGGGCGACGAAGGAUAAGGUGCAGCAGGCUAACUAUUUCGGGUCACUGACCCAGGCUUCGUCUAUCCGGGUCGGGUCAUUCAAUGGGGAAGAGAUUUAUGCUCCAUUCAAAAGCUUGCUCCCAAUGGUGAACCCGGACGACAUCGUUUUUGGGGGAUGGGACAUAAGCGACAUGAAUUUGGGGGAUGCAAUGGGGAGAGCUAAAGUGCUAGACAUUGAUCUUCAAAGGCAGCUCCGGCCCUACAUGGAGCACAUGGUCCCGCUCCCGGGGAUCUACGAUGCGGAUUUCAUCGCAGCCAAUCAGGGGGCGCGUGCCAACAACUUGAUCAAGGGGACCAAGAAGGAGCAAGUUCAGCAACUCAUCAAAGACAUUAGGGAGUUCAAGGAGAAGAACAAGGUUGACAGGGUGGUGGUGCUGUGGACCGCCAACACCGAGAGGUACAGCAACGUGGUUGUCGGCCUCAACGACACGACUGAGAAUUUGAUGGCCUCGUUGGAGAGGAAUGAAUCCGAGAUCUCCCCCUCCACCCUGUUUGGAAUAGCUUGUGUUCUUGAGAAUGUGCCUUUUAUCAACGGGAGCCCGCAAAACACAUUCGUCCCCGGGCUGAUUGAGCUGGCUAUUAGUAGGAACUCUUUGAUUGGCGGAGAUGAUUUCAAGAGUGGACAGACUAAGAUGAAAUCUGCUCUAGUUGAUUUCCUAGUUGGGGCUGGUAUUAAGCCUACCUCAAUAGUGAGUUACAAUCACUUGGGAAACAACGACGGAAUGAACCUCUCCGCCCCUCAAACCUUCCGCUCCAAGGAGAUCUCAAAGAGCAACGUCGUGGAUGACAUGGUUGCUAGCAACGGCAUCCUCUAUGAGCCUGGCGAGCACCCUGAUCAUGUUGUUGUUAUUAAGUAUGUGCCAUAUGUGGGAGAUAGUAAGAGGGCGAUGGACGAGUACACGUCGGAGAUCUUCUUGGGAGGCAAAAGCACCAUAGUGAUGCACAACACUUGUGAGGACUCUCUGCUCGCAGCUCCCAUCAUUCUAGACUUGGUCCUUCAUUACUCCAUAAAGGAAAAUAUAACAUCGAGACGUAAAAAAAGGAAAUCGAAGGCUGCGGUUUGUAUCAUAUGA